UAGCUUCUUGCUACAUCUUUGUUCCUCAUGGUUGUCCUCAGCCUCACACAACUCUCAAGUGUUGUUUGCUCGUCUUAAAGAAGACUGUUUGGUGAGCGGAAAGGAUGAGUAAAGAACAAGAGAGCAAGCUACUGAAAACGCAGGCAUGUGUUCUGAAAGUGAACAUAUGUUGUGAUGGAUGCCAGAAGAAGGUGAAGAAACUGCUGCAAAAGAUCGAAGGGGUCUACAAUACCACCAUAGAUGCAGAGGAGAGGAAGGUGACCGUCACAGGGAAUGUUGAUCCUGCCGUCCUGAUUACAAAGCUUAGAAAGGCUGGCAAACAUGCUCGGCUGUGGUCUGCAAAGGCUGGAAACCAUCACACCCUCACCGACCAGCUUGAGCUUGCCAAAGCACAGCAGCAGAAGGAAUACUGGAAGACACAGAAGAAGUGCCAGCAGCCACAGCAGCAGGCAAAAGGGUUCAAGGAUCUGAAGUUUCCGAAUCUGAAGGGCCUGAAGUUGCCCUUCAGCAAGGGCAACAGAACAGUCAAGUUCGACCUUCCUCCCAAGGAAGACGUUGAUGAUGGAAGCGAGUAUAGUGAUCAUGACUACGAUGAAUUUGAGGACGAUGACGGCUUGGACGCCAUGGAUGGCUUUGAAGAGGACGUCCGUGGGAAGGUUCUGGGGAAAGAUACGAAAGGCGCCGCUGGUGGUGGUGGUGGGGGAGGAGGUAAGGGAGGAGUACAGGCGCGAAACAAGGCUAUGGGUGGUAGCAACGUCAAUGGUGGGGGGAGCCACAGCCAGGGCGGCGGUGGUAAAAAUGUCCAUGGAGCCCGUGACAGCAAGCAUGAAGGAAAACACAACAAGGGUGGCAAUGGCAAUCCACCCCAAGGUGGCAAGAAGGGUGGUGGUGGUGGGAGCAAUGAUGGCGUGGGGGGCGAUGGCCAACUUAACAGGAUGGGGCAAAUGGGUCACAUUCCAGCAGUCCGAAGGCCGUCGGCCGGAGGGGGCAUGCCGGGGUACUUCCAGGGUGGAAAUGUGCCGCCGGAGAUGAUGAUGGCAGGAACAAAUCCCUACCAUCAGCAGCAGCAGCAGAGGAUGAUGAUGAUGAUGAUGCUGAUGAACGGUCAAGACCGUGCUGCAUUCCCGCCGCCUGUGGGCUACGGCUACGGCUACGGCCGGCCGGUUUACGCGCUACCGCCACCGGCAACCCAUCCCCAGGCGGAGCCUUACACCAUGUUCAGUGAUGAGAACCCCAACGGCUGCUCCGUCAUGUGAAGCAAUCUUGACAGUGUGCGUCUCUUCUCCCUCGAGAAGCAUGAAGAGGGAUCACUCUGCCCUUAUCAUUAAUGAUCUUCCAAUAUGUCUCUUUUUCUCUUUUGUUUUCUUGAAUUCCGGGCAUAGGUUUUAGAGCUAUAUAUGUGGUUGUCACUGCAGCUUUAAGCAACAUAUGGAUGGAUGGAUGGAUAGGUCUUCCACUUGUGGUUCUAUAUGUUGUUUGCUUAAUGUGAUGAUAGUACUGAAGUGAGUUAUGUUAUUUUAUUUUACUCGUUU
Molecule: messenger RNA, 1532 nt
Organism: Musa acuminata AAA Group (dessert banana)
Lineage: Eukaryota; Viridiplantae; Streptophyta; Magnoliopsida; Zingiberales; Musaceae
Product: heavy metal-associated isoprenylated plant protein 32-like
Exons: 3
Coding region: 105-1256 (383 amino acids)
Molecular function (GO): metal ion binding
Source: RefSeq, a predicted model, not a curated record